AUGUUGGCCUUGACGGACAAGCGUUUCGUGCUCUUCCCGAUCCAAUAUCCAGAGAUUUGGAAGAUGUACAAGACAGCCCAGGCGUCUUUUUGGACUGUCGAGGAAAUAGACCUGUCUAAAGAUCUUCAAGACUGGAAGAACAGGCUCAACGACGGAGAGCGGCUGUUUAUCUCGCACGUUCUAGCCUUUUUUGCAGCAUCCGACGGAAUAGUGAUCGAGAACUUGGUCGAGCGCUUCUGCGCAGAGAUCCAAGUUCCCGAAGCUCGUUGCUUCUACGGAUUCCAGAUUAUGAUGGAGAAUGUCCACUCGGAGACGUACUCGCUGCUCAUUGAGACUUAUAUUCAAGACUCGAAGGAGAAACAGAGGCUGCUCUCAGCACAGCGCACCAUGCGUACCGUCGCGGAGAAGGCAGCAUGGGCGCAGAAAUGGAUACAGGAUCCCAACACUUCCUUCGCCGUCAGACUCGUCGCUUUCGCAGCUGUUGAAGGGAUAUUCUUCUCUGGCUCCUUCGCUGCGAUAUUCUGGCUCAAGAAACGCGGCCUAAUGCCCGGCCUCACGUUUUCAAACGAACUCAUCAGCCGCGACGAAGGGCUUCAUACCGAGUUUGCCUGCCUUAUAUUCUCAAACCUGUCUACGCGACCUGAUAUGCGCGUCGUGCAUUCUAUACUAUCACACGCGGUCGAAAUAGAAAAGCGGUUCCUCACCGGUACGCGCACUUUCGUUCCCAUUUCAUGA
Messenger RNA from Peniophora sp. CBMAI 1063, 735 nucleotides. The record is from the annotation of a GenBank genome assembly. NCBI's taxonomy places the organism in Eukaryota, Fungi, Basidiomycota, Agaricomycetes, Russulales, Peniophoraceae.